Messenger RNA from Hibiscus syriacus, 1240 nucleotides. RefSeq names its product homologous recombination OB-fold protein. The record is from RefSeq and is a predicted model, not a curated record. Gene Ontology annotation, biological process: recombinational repair. NCBI's taxonomy places the organism in Eukaryota, Viridiplantae, Streptophyta, Magnoliopsida, Malvales, Malvaceae. The annotation marks the transcript as partial. The transcript is spliced from 7 exons.
CAAGCGGAGUGGCCCAAGAAACGAAAUGAAAAAGCCCACCGGCAUUUACAAAAUUCUUCCCCGACUCUGUGUUCUCGCGUUUCAGAGAUGGAAGCAGACCAGCCCUGGGAAGCUCUAAACCUUGGCGACUCUGACUCUGACAUCCCAUCCCUUCUCCGCCCUUGUAAACGCAAAUCCACAGAAUCUACCCGCCCCUCCCCAAACCGCAUCCCAGGCCCUGCCGGGGCCGUUCACGCCGCUAUGCUCAGUAAACUUCAGAACAAUAUCAAUUCCUUCUGCAUUGGCAAGGAGCCCCUUACGACCCAGGAGUACGUUAGGAGGGCCGUCCUUGAUUCUGACGUCGACGACGGUGACUUCUCGCGUGAUCCCUGGCUUUUCGCCCUCGAAUUUAUUCGCCGUGAAGGCUUGGCUGUUGAUGGCGGGACAAUUGGUACUCCAUUGAGUUUGAUCAAAACUGAACCUAAGCUGGGAAACAGAAAAGUAGCUCAGGUUGUUGCCAUUAUCAAAUCUUGCACCCCAAAUGGUCUUGGUGAUCUUAUGGUGACUCUCAAGGAUCCUACGGGUACAAUUGAUGCUAGCAUGCACCGGAAAGUCCUAAUUGAAGGAGGCUUUGCAAACAACAUAACUGUUGGCACGGUUUUGAUACUGCAGAAGGUUUCAGUUUUCUCAUCUCCGCUCUCUGUUCGUUAUCUCAAUAUAACGCUCAACAAUAUUGUAAAGGCAAUCCCAAAGGAUACCAAGUCUCUGUCAGAACAGAAUCAUAAGUCAAGGGUCAUAUCCACUGCUCAUGCCAUUGGAAACACUAAGCAGACUUGGAAUCGACAGAAAGUGUCGAGUUUGUUACCGGACAGAAAUGCAAACAUCAUUAAUAGCCUCAGACAAACUUGUUAUAUGAGAGGGAGAGUGCUGAAUGAUAAAGGAGUUGGUGGAGAUGAAGCAUUGGGGCAGCAUAUUGGCGGCCGAAUGAAAAAUGCUGCAGUGCUAGAUGUCACGAAUGAGCUCGUGGAAAACGUUGUGGUCGAGAAGAUGCCGAGUCCACAGGAUUCGACGGAGAGAGAUGACCACUUGAAAAGCAGCCAUAGCAGUGAUGAUUCAAACUUGUUCGGCUUCUCGAAAAAGUGGGAAAGUGUAACCAUCGAUGAAGGUAAGAAACAAAGAAAGGUACCAAUUUCAAGAGGUUCACUUCCACAAUGGACUGAUGAACAGUUAGAUGAGUUGUGUUCAUUUGAUUGAGGUGAUG